Molecule: messenger RNA, 1563 nt
Organism: Scedosporium apiospermum
Lineage: Eukaryota; Fungi; Ascomycota; Sordariomycetes; Microascales; Microascaceae
Exons: 2
Coding region: 1-1563 (520 amino acids)
Biological process (GO): amino acid transmembrane transport
Cellular component (GO): vacuolar membrane
Molecular function (GO): amino acid transmembrane transporter activity
Source: RefSeq, a predicted model, not a curated record
AUGGCGAUAGGGGUCUUUAGCGAGGAGAAGGCUGUCAAGGCCGAUGUCGCCGAUGGCCUGUCACCAGAAGACCCGGAAUCCCAAACCACGCCGGACUCGUGGGAAGUACGGAAGAUGGCUCGCAUUGGCAAACCCAUCAUUAAAGCUGUUUCCCAUGCCGAUGGAGGUGCCGUCACCGGAGACACCGCCUCCGACGCAAGCGUGUGGAUCGGCAAGCAAAUAGAGCUAGAGGCUGACAAUGCCAUCCGCUACCGAACAUGCGGCUGGACAAAGACGGCUGCGCUCCUCUUCUCCGAGUACAUCUGCUUGGCCAUCAUGUCCUUCCCAUACUCCUACGCCACUCUUGGUCUCGUCCCAGGCUUGAUCCUGACGGUCGUGGUCGCCGGUCUGGUGUUAUACACUUCCUUGAUCGUCUGGGAGUUUUGCAUGCGCCACCCAGAAGUCAAAGAUGUCUGUGACAUUGGCCAGUUACUCUUCUGGAACAAGAAAUGGGCCUGGUACUUCACGGCAGUCAUGUUCUUGUUGAACAACACUUUCAUCCAGGGCUUCCACUGCCUCACCGGAGCCAAGUAUCUUAACACCAUGACAAACGGCCACAGCGCCGUAUGUACUGUCGGCUUCAGCGCCAUCACUGCCGUGGUAUCCUGGGUAUGCUCGCUACCCCGGACCUUUGGCACUUUAGCUCUCAUCGCCACCUUCUCUGCCUUGUUCACUUUCGUGUCCGUCAUGCUGGCGACCAUCUUCGCUGCCGUCGAAGAUCAUCCGGGCGCUGGCUGGCCUUCUCUGGGCGACCCCACCGUCUUCUACACGAGGCCACCACCGGGCACGACGUUCGUCAUGGGUCUCAACGCCUUUAUGAACAUCAGCUACACCUUCAUCGGCCAGAUCGUCCUCCCCUCAUUUAUCGCCGAGAUGAAAGAGCCCAAGGAUUUCCCCAAGGCUCUUUGGGCUAUCACCAUCGCCGAGGUUAUCGUCUUUUCCCUGGUCGGUUCCAUCAUCUAUGCCUACACUGGUACCAAUUAUAACACGGCCCCAGCCUUUGGCUCUCUGGGUAACAUCACGUAUCUCAAGGUCAGCUUUAGCUUCAUGAUUCCCACCAUCAUCUUCCUCGGCGUCUUGUACGCGUCCGUAUCCGCCCGCUUCAUCUUUUUCCGCCUCUUCGCCGGCACCCGCCGCAUGGGCGAAAACACCGUCGUCGGAUGGUCCGCUUGGGCGGGCAUCUUAGGCGUGACCUGGAUCCUGGCCUUCAUCAUCUCCGAAGUCAUCCCCUUCUUCGCCGAUCUGCUAGCCCUCAUGAGCUCGCUCUUCGACAGCUUCUUCGGCUUUAUUUUCUGGGGAGUCGCUUACCUACGCAUGCGCCGCGCUACGUAUGGCGCCAGGUUCUGGGAGGCUCGUGGGUUCCGCUGCUGGCUCGGCUUGGUCUUUAACAUUAUCUUGAUUCUUAUUAGUAUCUUCUUCUUGACUGUUGGCACGUACGCUUCCGUCGACAGCAUCGUCCAGGGGUACAAAGGUGCAGGAUUUGGGGGCCCAUUUAGUUGUGGGAACAAUGGCCUACUUGGGUAA